Molecule: messenger RNA, 399 nt
Organism: Teleopsis dalmanni
Lineage: Eukaryota; Metazoa; Arthropoda; Insecta; Diptera; Diopsidae
Exons: 1
Coding region: 1-399 (132 amino acids)
Source: RefSeq, a predicted model, not a curated record
AUGGAUCAAUUACGUCCGGUUCCAGGUUCAAAUCAUGCAAAAGCGAAAACGUUCGUUCAACGAGACCUGCAGACGUGUUCACACGUGUUCCUAAGGGAUGAUAACAUUCGACCUUCCUUGAAAUCACCUUAUGACGGACCAUACAAACUGAUACAGCGUGAUCGUAAGCUUAUUACCAUUUUAAUCAAAGACCGACCUGUCCAAGUGAGCAUUGAUAGAGUGAAGGCGGCUUACUUGUUGAAUGAAGAAAUCGAAUCAAACACACAGUUGUCACGAUAUAUUUCACUUCAGUCAAGUCCAGAUGCACAACCUAUACGAAGACCUCAGCAGGAGCUCAACUCUGGUCAUAGCGCAUCCAGUGGCAGAGUUAUUCGAUUACCUGUCAGAUUUUUGACAUAG